Messenger RNA from Trichomonas vaginalis G3, 1263 nucleotides. RefSeq lists its product as uncharacterized. The transcript has a single exon. The record is from RefSeq and is a predicted model, not a curated record. Bases 1 to 1263 code for a protein of 420 amino acids. Lineage: Eukaryota; Parabasalia; Trichomonadida; Trichomonadidae.
AUGUCUACGCUUCCAAAACUGCCUAACAUUCUUCGUAAGGUUGGAGUAACAUCUACUGCUGCAAAAGGAAAUCAAAGUUCUACAUCGAAUCUUCCUCAAACAUCUUCUCCUUUAUCAAAUCCACUUCCAACAAUUCAAACUCCUUCACCUCCAGCAAAUCAACCUCUUCCAAAGACAGGACCAUCAGCAGCUCAAAUCCAAAGUCAAAAUGUUCAAAUACAAAAUCUUAGAGAAACAACUUUACGUAAAUAUGAACAAUAUGUUUCACAAUUACGCCAGUUAGAUAGAAACUUCUCACUCAACAUGAAGAAAAUUGAACAAGCAAACUCAAGAGCUAUCACUCGCGUUGUUGAUAGCGUUUCUUCACUUGCUUCUGAAAUUCAACAACUUAAAAAUCAAUCAACAUUGUUACAACGCAAACUCCGCAAUAUUUCCAAGAUGCAGGAGCAAACACAGAAGGAUGGAAUCACUCGCGCAAUCAAACCGUUGAGUGAUGGAUUUACCGCGUUUGAAACUGAAUUUGACAAAGCGCAAAGCAAUGUAGACAAACUUUUCUUCGGGUUAGAAACUCGUACAGGUAAUCUUUUAGAUUCUUAUAAGGCAAUUUCUCCAAUUACAAAAACCGUCAAAGAUUUCCAAGCAAGACUUGCCGAAUUGACGCAAAGCCAUCAGAAUACUGUUGACACACUCAAUAUCAGUAAAGCCGAAAUCAGAGAGCUCUUAGAUCAGCAAAGAAACCAUGUUUUACAAACAAUCAACGAUAAAACCGCCGCUUUAUCUGGUCGGAUCGCCAUUUUAGAGCAAAGAGCAGCAAAAGCAUUAGAUCAAAGCCAGGGUGUUAUUUCGGACUCCCAGACUGCCCAAUUUGAGAUGAGAAAAGUUUUCGACCAAUCAUUAGAUAAUUCCAUGAAAUCAUACAAACAAAGGUUGGAUGAAGUCAGAGGAUUAAUCACUGAUUUGGCUCAAACUAGAUUCAAUCAAAUUGAUGAUUUAAGGAACAGAUUAGCCACAGCUUCUGAAGAAUUGUCUAAAGCAAAGCACAAGAACAUGAAACAGAUGAUUGAAACAAAGACUGUUGCAAGAACAUCAUUGAGACCAGAAAUUGAUAGAUUAAAGGCAAAAUGCGAAGAAUUGGAAAAGAUUCUUGAAGAAAAAGGUAAAUUAAACAAUAAACCUCGCGAAGUAAGGAUGUAUCAUAUGGUACAAGAAGAUGGAACCAUUAAAUACAUCAAUGUACUCGCAGAUGGAACAGUUGUUGUUUAA